Ustilaginoidea virens is the source of this 486-nucleotide messenger RNA. RefSeq lists its product as uncharacterized. Lineage: Eukaryota; Fungi; Ascomycota; Sordariomycetes; Hypocreales; Clavicipitaceae. The transcript has 2 exons. The record is from RefSeq and is a predicted model, not a curated record. The coding region runs from base 1 to 486 and encodes 161 amino acids.
AUGUCCACCAAGCGCAUCACAAAGGAGUACGCCGAGGUGUCGCAAACCCCCCCCGACGGCUACACCGUCCGCCUCCCCAACGACUCCUCCAUCCACACAUGGCACCUGACGCUCGCGCCGCCCCCCUCGACCCCCUACCACCCCGGCCGCUACGGCGUCCUGCUCACCCUCCCCGCCGACUACCCCUUCCGCCCGCCCGCCGUGCGCUUCGUCACCCGCCUCUACCACCCCAACGUGACAAACGACGCCCUCGGCCACAUCUGCCUCGGCAUCCUCAAGCCCGAGAACUGGAAGCCGUCGACCCGCAUCGCCGCCGUGCUGCUCGCCCUGCGCGACCUGCUCGUCGAGCCGCAGCCCGAUGACCCGCUCGAGGACGCCAUCGCCCACGAGUACAAGAGCGACAGGGCCGCGUGGGAGAAGAACGUCCGCGCCCAGGUGGGCAAGUACGCCAUGGCGGAGCCCGUCUUCCCGGCCGUGGCGACGUGA